Acipenser ruthenus (sterlet) is the source of this 1682-nucleotide messenger RNA. RefSeq names its product hairy/enhancer-of-split related with YRPW motif protein 2-like. Gene Ontology annotation, cellular component: nucleus. Gene Ontology annotation, biological process: regulation of neurogenesis; Notch signaling pathway; regulation of transcription by RNA polymerase II. Gene Ontology annotation, molecular function: DNA-binding transcription factor activity, RNA polymerase II-specific; RNA polymerase II cis-regulatory region sequence-specific DNA binding; protein dimerization activity. The record is from RefSeq and is a predicted model, not a curated record. Bases 136 to 1125 code for a protein of 329 amino acids. NCBI's taxonomy places the organism in Eukaryota, Metazoa, Chordata, Actinopteri, Acipenseriformes, Acipenseridae. The transcript is spliced from 5 exons.
UCGGCUGCUGCGUGGGAAAGAAGCUCAUAGAGAUUUGUGAAGUCAGCACUGCAAGUCUGUAUUUAGCUGCACCAGAUUAUACUGCUUCAGUAUUUCAUUUUUCGUUUAAAACGUUUUUUUCAACUCGCAGUAACGAUGAAGAGACCGUGUGAGGACACAACUUCAGACAGUGACAUGGACGAAAACAUAGAUGUUGGGAGUGAAAAUAACUAUUCAGGGCAAAGCAGUGGCUCACGUAUUAGAUCCAACUCCCCCACAACAACAUCCCAAGUUAUGGCGAGAAAGAAAAGGAGAGGGAUUAUUGAAAAGAGAAGGAGAGAUCGUAUCAAUAACAGUUUAUCAGAAUUACGUCGAUUGGUUCCCACAGCUUUUGAAAAACAGGGAUCUGCCAAAUUAGAGAAAGCGGAAAUAUUACAAAUGACGGUAGAUCAUCUAAAGAUGCUCCAGGCAACCGGAGGUAAAGGCUUUUUUGAUAUUCAUUCUCUGGCUAUGGACUUCAUGAGCAUUGGUUUUAGAGAAUGCCUAACGGAAGUCGCCAGAUACCUUAGUUCGGUUGAAGGGCUGGACACAACUGAUCCCCUGAGAGUUCGUCUGGUUUCCCAUCUCAGCACCUGUGCCUCCCAGCGGGAAGCAGUCACAAUGACUUCAUCCAUGGGGCAUCACCACCACCCACUGCACCCUCAUCACUGGACAGCUGCUUUUCAUCACCUUCCCGCGGCACUCUUUCAGCAAAACGGACUUCCUUCCUCGGAUAGCACCAGUAGCAGGAUCUCAGAAGUUCAGCCACAUGGUUCUGCACUGCUUACAGCUACUUUCGCUCACUCUGACUCUGCCCUCAGAGCCCCGUUAGCUGGCAGCGUCGCACCCUGUGUCCCACCGCUGUCUACCUCCUUUCUUUCCCUCUCAGCCACCGUUCAUGCGGCUGCCGCUGCUGCAGCCUCUGCUUUCCCACUGUCUUUCUCAGGGGGAUUCCCAAUGCUCUCACCCAGCGCUACAGUGUCAGUAGCUGCUACUGCCGUCAGCCCGUCAACUGUGGUCUCAUCAACCUCAGGCUCUCAGCAAAGUAGCAAUGGCGGCAGCAAUAAGCCUUAUCGACCAUGGGGGACUGAAGUUGGGGCGUUUUAAUGUCCGUGCCUAAAAGGAACUUUUCAACUCAGAUGUUUGUUUGAGAACUUCCGUCGCCAACCUGGUGAUUUUGCAAUGGGUGUUUUUAAGGUAAUUUUCCUUCCAAUUUCAAAAGUUAUAUAAAUAAAUGUUUUCUUUCACUUUCUUCUUUUUUCAAGUAAUGGAACCAACCUGUAAGUCCUCAUUACUUAACAUGGGAGAAUGUUUACAUGCAGUUUACAAACUGGACAAACUAUAUAUGGCUAAUACUAACUAUGUUAUUAGCGAUUGGAUUAAAAACAUGUUUUUUGAACUACAAGCAAAAAAAAAACACCACCACACACUGAAAAGCCUUUGUCCUUAAACUUCUGUCAAGAGCGACCUUUUUGUCUGAAGGUACACUUUGUUGUAUAAUCUGGACUGGACAAGUGCACAUGAUACUUUGCAACCAACAGCUCCAAAUCAACAUUGAGGGCUGGAUUACUGUCACCACACUUUUGAAACACUUAAAAGAGAAGGCUAUACAGUGAAAAUGGUACACCAGGUGCAGUCAUUAAAAAAAAAAAAAAAAGUAAAAA